Punctularia strigosozonata HHB-11173 SS5 is the source of this 1215-nucleotide messenger RNA. RefSeq names its product alpha/beta-hydrolase. Gene Ontology annotation, molecular function: epoxide hydrolase activity. Gene Ontology annotation, biological process: epoxide metabolic process. The coding region runs from base 1 to 1215 and encodes 404 amino acids. Lineage: Eukaryota; Fungi; Basidiomycota; Agaricomycetes; Corticiales; Punctulariaceae. The transcript has 9 exons. The record is from RefSeq and is a predicted model, not a curated record.
AUGACCGAACAACCGUUCUCCCUGCACAUCCCCGACUCUGAGCUCGAGCUCUUGCAGAAGAAACUCGCGCUGACACGCCUUCCCGAUGAACUGGACGAAGCUGGGUGGGAAUACGGUGCUCCCCUCGCCGACGUGAAGCGCCUCGUUGAGAGAUGGCAGAACGGCUGGGACUGGCGCCGCUACGAGGCCGAGAUCAACGAGCUGCCGAUGUUCACGCGCGAUAUCGACGUGGACGGGUUCGGGACGCUCAACAUCCACUAUAUCCACCAGAAGAGUGAGGUGAAGGGCGCGAUCCCGUUGCUGUUCGUCCACGGUUGGCCCGGCCACUUCCUCGAACCUGCGAAGCUCCUCCCUCUGCUCACGGCGUCCUCGCCCGACCAUCCCAGUUUUCAUGUCGUCUCCCUCGGACUGCCUGGCUACGGCUUCUCGGAGGCACCGAAGAAGAAAGGGUUCAGGAUGGCGCAGUACGCUGAGGUCGGGCACAAGUUGAUGUUGGCCUUGGGAUACUCCGAAUACGUCACUCAAGGCGGCGACUGGGGCUACAGAAUUACCAGAAUGAUAGCUCUGAAGUACGGCGGGAAACAUGCGAAGGCUUGGCACACCAAUUUUCCCCGCGGAGAACCGCCCGUUUUCACCAAGAACCCGAUCGCCUACAUCCAGCAACUGCUCACCCCGUACCAGGAAUCGGAGAAGGCCGGCCUCGAGCGCUCGGAGUGGUUCAGCAAACUUGGGAGAGGAUAUUACGCCCAGCAGUCGACUCAACCCCAGACGCUCGGGUACAGUCUCGCCGACUCGCCCGCCGGCCUGCUCGCCUGGCUCUACGAAAAGCUUCACCAUUGGACGGACGCUUACCCAUGGAAGGACGACGAAAUCUUGGACUGGGUAUCGAUCUACUGGUUCUCCCGCGCCGGACCGGCUGCCUCGAUCCGCAUCUACUACGAAGUCGAACAAGGCGGAGACAUCGACCUACUCCGCGAGAGCCCGAAGAUCCCGAUGGGGCUGUCGUACUUCCCCAAGGAGCUGGUCCGCGUGCCGAAACGGUAUGUGCCGCAAACAUUCGCUAUCGCUCGAAACGUCGUGUUCGAGUCGGAGUGGCCGUCCGGCGGACACUUUGCGGCGCACGAAAAGCCGGAGGAGCUCGCGACGGAUCUGAGGAAGAUGUUUGGCAAGGGAGGGAAGGCGUACGGCGUCGUUCCCGGAAAGGACGGCUACUGA